CGUGGUUCAAGGUGAAAGGUAACAACAGAGUGCAACAACGCAAGGACGAAACAUGGCAGCAGCCGGCAAGAAAGUCUUCGAGGUUUUCGUUUCAAGAGUACCUUGGACUGUCGCAAGCAAGGAGAUGAAGGAGUACUUCGGACAGUUCGGAAAUGUGAAGAAAUGUCUAAUGCCCUUUGACAAAGAAACCGGAUUUCACCGAGGUUUCUGCUGGGUUGGAUUUUCUUCAGAGGAAGGACUGCAGAACGCACUUCAGAAGGACCCACACGCCAUAGAGGGAUCCAAGCUUCAGGUACAGAGGAACAGAAAGGCUUUCGUUGGCAAGAGGCCUGGUAAAGAAGAGGAAGAAAGCUGAAGUGGAGUACAUGUAUGCAUGUGUUGUCAGUGUAUUUUAUUUGUAUUAUUAUUUUUGAAAGACAAUUGUAUUUAAGACAAGUCAAUUAAAGUAAAACUGUUUAAACUACA
This is a messenger RNA of Clupea harengus (Atlantic herring), 465 nucleotides long. It is a transcript of the gene slirp, whose product is annotated as SRA stem-loop interacting RNA binding protein. Lineage: Eukaryota; Metazoa; Chordata; Actinopteri; Clupeiformes; Clupeidae. The record is from RefSeq and is a predicted model, not a curated record. Gene Ontology annotation, molecular function: RNA binding.